Molecule: messenger RNA, 8010 nt
Organism: Pongo pygmaeus (Bornean orangutan)
Lineage: Eukaryota; Metazoa; Chordata; Mammalia; Primates; Hominidae
Gene: MYH11
Product: myosin heavy chain 11
Exons: 37
Coding region: 1813-7167 (1784 amino acids)
Biological process (GO): actomyosin structure organization
Cellular component (GO): myosin II complex; cytoplasm; myosin filament
Molecular function (GO): actin filament binding; ATP binding; microfilament motor activity
Source: RefSeq, a predicted model, not a curated record
CAGCCCAACUGAGAUACAAACAGAACAUCGUUGCAAGAACUCAGGCCCUGGCUGACUACCUCUCCCCUGAAGACUCAAAGAGGGACCGUCUUUUUGGCAAGGAGGCCUAUUGAGUAUGGGUGAUUUCUUGGCUCAGCUAGAAGCAUCCCUCCAGAAGGGGGCCUGUUUUGUAAAAUGAGGAUAAGCCCUUUCCUUCCACAGUGAGAUCUUCCUCCACGUCGGUGCUUCUCAGUGGUGGCACUGAUGUCAUUUUGGACCAGAUAACUCUUCCUUGGAGGGGCUUCCCUGUGGCUCAUAGAAUGUUUCACAACAUCCCUGGCCUCGACCCGCCAGAUACCGAUAGCCCCCUUCCCUCCAGUUGUGACAACCAAAAAUAUCUCUAGACUUUGUCAGAUGUCCCCUGGGGUGGGACAGUUGCCCUAGAUUGAGAAGCACUCCUUUCAGUGAAUCUCUGUAAUGUCCCAGGGGUUAAGGUACCUUUUGGGUUCCCGGAUCCCUCCAUGUGUCCCCCUGUCCCUGGGAUGGAGAUGCUGGCAUCACUCGGCCCGUGGGCUUCAGUGCAAUGCCAUUCAGUAACUGUGGAUUGAGCACCUACUGUGUGCCAGGCACCACUUGGGGUGGGAACCUGGGGAUAAGUCGGAGAGAUGUUGUUAUUCUCUUCUCUGAGCUUCUGGACCUGUGGAAGAGAGCGUAGUUGUCAAAGAAUCCCUCAAAUAUACAGAGAUGACACACUAUGACUAAGAGCUUGGGAGGAAAAGAAGAGCAGGUUUCUACAGUCAUCUCCUCUAGGGCCCAUGCUUCUCUUCCUCCUCGUGUGUCAGCCCUGCCCCAUCUAUCCCACAGGAGGGGGGCACGUGGUAGGGCCACCAGGACUGGCCGGCGCCUCCGUCUGCAGGUUCGUGGGUGGGAAGAUGGUAGGAUGGAGAUCUGACCACGGUGUGGGGUGUCUCCAGUGUUCGCCAUUUCAGAUAUCGCUUUGCGCCCUCAGAGGGGACUCUGGGGCAGCCACCAUGGCCGGCUUGUCUGGAGGCCCUUGGAGAUCUAGGAUGGGCACUGGUCGUGGCUUUGGAGAACUUCCUUCUCCAAACAAAUGCAGGAAACUCAAGAUUCAGCAUCCUAGAAUUGUCUCUGGCAAGUUGGUUUCUAGCCAUAGUGAGUGGGAACAACGGCCCCAAAGGCUGCAUGGCAGUUUAAAUACAAGUUUCCACUGCCUUCCCUUUCCCUAAAAAGUAAACACAGGAGAUAAUACUUUCUAACAACUCAUUGUUAUCAAAGGCCUACUAUGUGCUGCUUGUUUCGGCUGCAUGUGUAAACACAUCUCAGACAUUGUCUCACUGGAUACUGUUUUAAGGAGCCUAAUGUGGCCCCAGUAAUUAUGAAAACCUUUAAAAUGUCUGGAUCUCUAAGAAAUUAGAAAAAGGAGGGAAUGGCUGAGCAUGGGGGCUCAUGCCUGUAAUCUCAGUGUUUCGGGAGGCCAAGGUGGGAGGACGGUCUGAGCCCAGGAGUUCAGGACCAGCCUGGGUGACAUAGUGAGACCCUGUCUGUACAAAAAAAAAAAAAAAAAAAAAAUCAAGAGAAUUAGCUGGGCCUGGUGUGCAUGCCUGUAGUCUUAGCUAGUUGGGAGGCUGAGGCAGGAGGAUUGCCUGAGCCCAGUAGGUUGAGACUGCAGUGAGCUGUGAUCGCAUUCCUGCAGCUAAACAGAGAGAAAAGAAACAGUAUCAAGGAAAAGAAGCUGACCUGUCUGUCUGGGGGACUCCAGGCUGUUUGGGGGGGAUCAAAGUCAUAUAUUCUCCAGCCCCUGAUGUCCAUGUGAUGGAAAUAACACUGACAUUUGUUUUACAAUGUGUUGUUCAACCACAGCAAGGCCCAUCUUUUGCCUACGGAGAGCUGGAAAAGCAGCUUCUACAAGCAAACCCGAUUCUGGAGGCUUUCGGCAACGCCAAAACAGUCAAGAACGACAACUCCUCACGAUUCGGCAAAUUCAUCCGCAUCAACUUCGACGUCACGGGUUACAUCGUGGGAGCCAACAUUGAGACCUAUCUGCUAGAAAAAUCACGGGCAAUUCGCCAAGCCAGAGAUGAGAGGACAUUCCACAUCUUUUACUACAUGAUUGCUGGAGCCAAGGAGAAGAUGAGAAGUGACUUGCUUUUGGAGGGCUUCAACAACUACACCUUCCUCUCCAAUGGCUUUGUGCCCAUCCCAGCAGCCCAGGAUGAUGAGAUGUUCCAGGAAACCGUGGAGGCCAUGGCGAUCAUGGGUUUCAGCGAGGAGGAACAGCUAUCCAUAUUGAAGGUGGUAUCAUCGGUCCUGCAGCUUGGAAAUAUCGUCUUCAAGAAGGAAAGAAACACAGACCAGGCGUCCAUGCCAGAUAACACAGCUGCUCAGAAAGUUUGUCACCUCAUGGGAAUUAAUGUGACAGAUUUCACCAGAUCCAUCCUCACUCCUCGUAUCAAGGUUGGGCGAGAUGUGGUACAGAAAGCCCAGACAAAAGAACAGGCUGACUUUGCUGUAGAGGCUUUGGCCAAGGCAACAUAUGAGCGCCUUUUCCGCUGGAUACUCACCCGUGUGAACAAAGCCCUGGACAAGACCCAUCGGCAAGGGGCUUCCUUCCUGGGGAUCCUGGAUAUAGCUGGAUUUGAGAUCUUUGAGGUGAACUCUUUCGAGCAGCUGUGCAUCAACUACACCAACGAGAAGCUGCAGCAGCUCUUCAACCACACCAUGUUCAUCCUGGAGCAGGAGGAGUACCAGCGCGAGGGCAUCGAGUGGAACUUCAUCGACUUUGGUCUGGACCUACAGCCCUGCAUCGAGCUCAUCGAGCGGCCGAACAACCCUCCAGGUGUGCUGGCCCUGCUGGACGAGGAGUGCUGGUUCCCCAAAGCCACGGACAAGUCUUUCGUGGAGAAGCUGUGCACGGAGCAGGGCAGCCACCCUAAGUUCCAGAAGCCAAAGCAGCUCAAGGACAAGACUGAGUUCUCUAUCAUCCAUUAUGCCGGGAAGGUGGACUACAAUGCGAGUGCCUGGCUGACCAAGAACAUGGACCCACUGAAUGACAACGUGACUUCCCUGCUCAAUGCCUCCUCUGACAAGUUUGUGGCCGACCUGUGGAAGGACGUGGACCGCAUCGUGGGCCUGGACCAGAUGGCCAAGAUGACGGAGAGCUCGCUGCCCAGCGCCUCCAAGACCAAGAAGGGCAUGUUCCGCACAGUGGGGCAGCUGUACAAGGAGCAGCUGGGCAAGCUGAUGACCACGCUGCGCAACACCACGCCCAACUUCGUGCGCUGCAUCAUCCCCAACCACGAGAAGAGGUCUGGCAAGCUGGAUGCGUUCCUGGUGCUGGAGCAGCUGCGGUGCAAUGGGGUGCUGGAAGGCAUUCGCAUCUGCCGGCAGGGCUUCCCCAACCGGAUCGUCUUCCAGGAGUUCCGCCAACGCUACGAGAUCCUGGCGGCGAAUGCCAUCCCCAAAGGCUUCAUGGACGGGAAGCAGGCCUGCAUUCUCAUGAUCAAAGCCCUGGAACUUGACCCCAACUUAUACAGGAUAGGGCAGAGCAAAAUCUUCUUCCGAACUGGGGUCCUGGCCCACCUGGAAGAGGAACGUGAUUUGAAGAUCACCGAUGUCAUCAUGGCCUUCCAGGCGAUGUGUCGUGGCUACUUGGCCAGAAAGGCUUUUGCCAAGAGGCAGCAGCAGCUGACCGCCAUGAAGGUGAUUCAGAGGAACUGCGCCGCCUACCUCAAGCUGCGGAACUGGCAGUGGUGGAGGCUUUUCACCAAAGUGAAGCCACUGCUGCAGGUGACACGGCAGGAGGAGGAGAUGCAGGCCAAGGAGGAUGAACUGCAGAAGACCAAAGAGCGGCAGCAGAAGGCAGAGAAUGAGCUUAAGGAGCUGGAGCAGAAGCACUCGCAGCUGACCGAGGAGAAGAACCUGCUACAGGAACAGCUGCAGGCAGAGACAGAGCUGUAUGCAGAGGCUGAGGAGAUGCGGGUGCGGCUGGCGGCCAAAAAGCAGGAGCUGGAGGAGAUACUGCAUGAGAUGGAGGCCCGCCUGGAGGAGGAGGAAGACAGAGGCCAGCAGCUACAGGCUGAAAGGAAGAAGAUGGCCCAGCAGAUGCUGGACCUUGAAGAACAGCUGGAGGAGGAGGAAGCUGCCAGGCAGAAGCUGCAACUUGAGAAGGUCACGGCUGAGGCCAAGAUCAAGAAACUGGAGGAUGAGAUCCUAGUCAUGGAUGAUCAGAACAAUAAACUGUCAAAAGAACGAAAACUCCUUGAGGAGAGGAUCAGUGACUUAACGACAAAUCUUGCAGAAGAGGAAGAAAAGGCCAAGAAUCUUACCAAGCUGAAAAACAAGCAUGAAUCUAUGAUUUCAGAACUGGAAGUGCGGCUAAAGAAGGAAGAGAAGAGCCGGCAGGAGCUAGAGAAGCUGAAACGGAAGCUGGAGGGUGAUGCCAGCGACUUCCACGAGCAGAUCGCUGACCUCCAGGCGCAGAUCGCAGAGCUCAAGAUGCAGCUGGCCAAGAAGGAGGAGGAGCUGCAGGCAGCCCUGGCCAGGCUUGACGAUGAAAUCGCUCAGAAGAACAAUGCCCUGAAGAAGAUCCGGGAGCUGGAGGGCCACAUCUCAGACCUCCAGGAGGACCUGGACUCGGAGCGGGCCGCCAGGAACAAGGCUGAAAAGCAGAAGCGAGACCUAGGCGAGGAGCUGGAGGCCCUAAAGACAGAGCUGGAAGACACGCUGGACAGCACAGCCACUCAGCAGGAGCUCAGAGCCAAGAGGGAGCAGGAGGUGACGGUGCUGAAGAAGGCCCUGGAUGAAGAGACGCGGUCCCAUGAGGCCCAGGUCCAGGAGAUGAGGCAGAAACAUGCACAGGCGGUGGAGGAGCUCACAGAGCAGCUUGAGCAGUUCAAGAGGGCAAAGGCGAACCUAGACAAGAAUAAGCAGACGCUGGAGAAGGAGAACGCAGACCUUGCCGGGGAGCUGCGGGUCCUGGGCCAGGCCAAGCAGGAGGCGGAACAUAAGAAGAAGAAGCUGGAGGCGCAGGUGCAGGAGCUGCAGUCCAAGUGCAGCGAUGGGGAGCGCGCCCGGGCGGAACUCAAUGACAAAGUCCAUAAGCUGCAGAAUGAAGUUGAGAGCGUCACAGGGAUGCUUAACGAGGCCGAGGGGAAGGCCAUUAAGCUGGCCAAGGAUGUGGCGUCCCUCAGUUCCCAGCUCCAGGACACCCAGGAGCUGCUUCAAGAAGAAACCCGGCAGAAGCUCAACGUGUCUACAAAGCUGCGCCAGCUGGAGGAGGAGCGGAACAGCCUGCAAGACCAGCUGGACGAGGAGAUGGAGGCCAAGCAGAACCUGGAGCGCCAUAUCUCCACUCUCAACAUCCAGCUCUCUGACUCGAAGAAGAAGCUGCAGGACUUUGCCAGCACCGUGGAAGCUCUGGAAGAGGGGAAGAAGAGGUUCCAGAAGGAGAUCGAGAACCUCACCCAGCAGUACGAGGAGAAGGCGGCCGCUUAUGAUAAACUGGAAAAGACCAAGAACAGGCUUCAGCAAGAGCUGGACGACCUGGUCGUCGAUUUGGACAACCAGCGGCAACUCGUGUCCAACCUGGAAAAGAAGCAGAGGAAGUUUGAUCAGUUGUUAGCCGAGGAGAAAAACAUCUCUUCCAAAUACGCGGAUGAGAGGGACAGAGCCGAGGCAGAAGCCAGGGAGAAGGAAACCAAGGCCCUGUCCCUGGCUCGGGCCCUUGAAGAGGCCUUGGAAGCCAAAGAGGAACUCGAGCGGACCAACAAAAUGCUCAAAGCCGAAAUGGAAGACCUGGUCAGCUCCAAGGAUGACGUGGGCAAGAACGUCCAUGAGCUGGAGAAGUCCAAGCGGGCCCUGGAGACCCAGAUGGAGGAGAUGAAGACGCAGCUGGAGGAGCUGGAGGACGAGCUGCAGGCCACGGAGGAUGCCAAACUGCGGCUGGAAGUCAAUAUGCAGGCGCUCAAGGGCCAGUUCGAGAGGGAUCUCCAAGCCCGGGAGGAGCAGAGUGAGGAGAAGAGAAGGCAACUGCAGAGACAGCUUCACGAGUAUGAGACGGAACUGGAAGACGAGCGAAAGCAACGUGCCCUGGCAGCUGCAGCCAAGAAGAAGCUGGAAGGGGACCUGAAAGACCUGGAGCUUCAGGCCGACUCUGCCAUCAAGGGGAGGGAGGAAGCCAUCAAGCAGCUACGCAAACUGCAGGCUCAGAUGAAGGACUUUCAAAGAGAGCUGGAAGAUGCCCGUGCCUCCAGAGAUGAGAUCUUUGCCACAGCCAAAGAGAAUGAGAAGAAAGCCAAGAGCUUGGAAGCGGACCUCAUGCAGCUACAAGAGGACCUCGCCGCAGCUGAGAGGGCUCGCAAACAGGCGGACCUCGAGAAGGAGGAACUGGCAGAGGAGCUGGCCAGUAGCCUGUCGGGAAGGAACGCACUCCAGGACGAGAAGCGCCGCCUGGAGGCCCGGAUCGCCCAGCUGGAGGAGGAGCUGGAGGACGAGCAGGGCAACAUGGAGGCCAUGAGCGACCGGGUCCGCAAAGCCACACAGCAGGCCGAGCAGCUCAGCAACGAGCUGGCCACAGAGCGCAGCACGGCCCAGAAGAAUGAGAGUGCCCGGCAGCAGCUCGAGCGGCAGAACAAGGAGCUCCGGAGCAAGCUCCAGGAGAUGGAGGGGGCCGUCAAGUCCAAGUUCAAGUCCACCAUUGCGGCGCUGGAGGCCAAGAUUGCACAGCUGGAGGAGCAGGUUGAGCAGGAGGCCAGAGAGAAACAGGCGGCCACCAAGUCGCUGAAGCAGAAAGACAAGAAGCUGAAGGAAAUCUUGCUGCAGGUGGAGGAUGAGCGCAAGAUGGCCGAGCAGUACAAGGAGCAGGCAGAGAAAGGUAAUGCCAGGGUCAAGCAGCUCAAGAGGCAGCUGGAGGAGGCAGAGGAGGAGUCCCAGCGCAUCAACGCCAACCGCAGGAAGCUGCAGCGGGAGCUGGAUGAGGCCACGGAGAGCAAUGAGGCCAUGGGCCGCGAGGUGAACGCACUCAAGAGCAAGCUCAGGCGAGGAAAUGAGACCUCUUUCGUUCCUUCUAGAAGGUCUGGAGGACGUAGAGUUAUUGAAAAUGCAGAUGGUUCUGAGGAGGAAACGGACACUCGAGACGCAGACUUCAAUGGAACCAAGGCCAGUGAAUAAGCAACUUUCUAGAGUUUUGCACCACGGCAAGAAAACCAAAAACCAAAAAAAAAAAAAAAAAAAAACCCAGAACAAAGCAAAACCCAGCAGACUGUACUUAGCAUUGUCUAAAUCCAUUCUCAAAUUCCAAACAUCACAGACACCCCUCACACAAGGAAUAUAAAAACCACCACCCUCCAGCCUGGGCAAUGUAGUAAAACCUCAUCUAUACAAGAAUUUAAAAAUAAGCUGGGCAUGGUGGUACACACCUGUGGUCCCAGCUACAAGGGAGGCUGAGCCAGGAGGAACGCUCCAGUCCAGGACUUCGAGGCUGCAAUGAGCUAUAAUUGCAUCAUUGCACUCCAGCCUGGGCAACAGAGACCCUGUCUCAACCACCACCACCACCACCCCCCCCCCACUACCCCCCCUAUAUUUAAGGUAACAAUUGAAGUUUGUAUGAUGUAAGAGAUGAGAAAAACCCAACAGCAAACACAGACACAUCCUCCAGUUCUAUCAAUGGAUUGUGCAGACACUGUGUUUUUAGAAAAACAUAUCCACGGUAACCGGUCCCUGGCAAUUGUUUACAUGAAAUGGGGACAAAGUCACCGAAUGGGUGCCGCCAGCCCCCACUCCCAAUUCAUUCCCUAACCUGCGAGCCUUUCCAACUUCUCAUGUCAGGCCUUUGAGAAUUCUUUCCCCCCCCCGGUUUCCACACCUGACACGCACAGUUCACCAAGUGCCUUCUGUAGUCACAUGAAUUGAGAAGGAGACGCUGCUCCCACGGAGGGGAGCAGGAAUGCUGCACUGUUUACACCCUGACUGUGCUUAAAAACACUUUCACUAGUAAACGGUUAUAAAUCACAA